CCCAUAGUUCAGUCGCAAGCAUGCAGCAAUAGGAGUUACGUGUGUAGUUCACUUCGAGCGUGUUUACUUUCUAAGUGACACUUUGUUUAAAGACCAGUACUGUGCAAGAAAGACUUAUUUCAUAAUAUUUAAACGCAAAGAAUAAUUACAGAAAAGUGAGUGAGAUCAUACAUGCUGACAUAUGUCGUAAGAGGUUAGUGUAAUCUGACCGUGAGGAUUGGUGGCAAUCAUUAGUGUGUCAUUAUUGCUGAAGGGAUUUGGAUUAUUUAAAACUGCGAAAUAUCAAUUCAGAAGUCUUGUGAACGGUAUUCUACAGCUGUAACACUAUCUUACGGACAGCAGAAGUGUACCAGAAUUAGUCGACGUGUCUCGACCUACUUAUUCAGCGGACUGCUCAGAGCAACACAUAACCUCAAUAUUCAUCAGCUCAUAAACCUCAGUUCAGUGCAGUCUCAUUCCACUUUUCAACUUAUAUCAUAUGUAUUUCUUUGUUUUCAAAGAAACGAUAUUAAAAGUGUGACGUGAUUCUUGCAGAUCAUCAUGAACGAGUUACGUGCAGUUGGUUAAAGGAUUUCGAAACCUUUACCGAAGUGUUGUGUGUCUUUUUCCCACUUUUAAUUUGAGUGACAGUCACAACAUGGGUGUACAUAAAAACGCGGAACAUGAAAGCGGAUAUUUUGAGGAUGAGGAAGAAGACGAAGAAGUUGCUAGGAGAGUGAUUUAUGUAAACAGCAAUCGAGAGGUUGUCGGGGAUAAAUCGGAUGACAACCUUGCAGAAAUAAGUUGCUGUGAAGGACGCAUCGAACCCCAGAAUAAAAUGAACCUGACUGGUAUAGGCCGAGUUGACAUGUCCAACUUCGAGCUCCUCAAAGUACUGGGAACUGGAGCUUACGGCAAAGUGUUCUUGGUUCGCAAGAAGGGCGGCGUUGACGACGGACACCUGUACGCGAUGAAGGUGUUGAAGAAGGCCAGCAUCGUUCAGAAGAAGAAGACAACUGAGCACACCAAGACGGAGCGGCAGGUGUUGGAGGCCGUGCGUCAGUCGCCGUUUCUCGUCACCCUUCACUAUGCCUUCCAGACGGACGCCAAGCUGCAUCUCAUUCUCGAUUACGUGAGUGGGGGAGAGCUGUUCACCCACUUGUAUCAGCGGGAAAAAUUUACGGAGGACGAAGUGAGAAUCUACAUCGGCGAGAUCAUCCUGGCACUGGAACACCUUCACAAGUUGGGGAUAAUCUACCGAGAUAUUAAGCUGGAGAAUAUUCUGCUGGAUUCACAGGGUCACAUUGUCCUUACAGACUUCGGUCUCAGCAAGGAAUUUCUUCCACACGAGAAGGAGCAGCGAGCAUAUUCGUUCUGUGGCACAAUCGAGUACAUGGCCCCUGAAGUAGUUCGAGCAGGAGCGACUGGCCACGAUAUUGCUGUGGAUUGGUGGAGUGUUGGUGUUCUUACAUAUGAACUUUUAACAGGGGCAUCUCCCUUUACUGUUGAGGGAAAUAGUGAAUUUCUCUUUUGCAGCCGAAUACUUAAAACAAAUCCUCCUAUCCCAGACGAUUUGUCCCCUGAUGUGGCAGACUUCAUAUCUAAAUUGUUGGUCAAGGAUCCACGAAAACGUUUAGGGGGAGGAGAAGAGGAUGCUGAGGAACUCAAAAGACAUCCAUUCUUCAAAGGAACAAAUUGGGAUGAACUGGCACAGAAGGCAAUUCCAGCUCCAUUUAUACCCAGGAUAACAAACGAACUGGAUGUCAGCAACUUUUCUGAUGAGUUCACCAGGAUGAUUCCUACUGACUCGCCUGCCAUUGUGCCUCCAAAUUUUGACAAAAUAUUUAAGGGAUACUCAUAUGUGGCACCAUCGGUCCUUUUUAGUGAAAAUGUAGUGAGUGACGAAAUUUUUCAGCCUAAUGCAGACAAACGUCCAAACACGGCCCAUCUUUUGUCCUGCAAGUUUAGGGACUCUCCUUUCUUCCAGAAUUAUGAGUUAAAUCUUAAAGAAGGAAUACUUGGAGAUGGGAGUUUCUCGGUGUGUCGUAAAUGCAUAAACCGACAGACAGGACAGGAAUUUGCAGUUAAAAUUGUGAGUCGAAAAAUUGACUGCACAAAUGAAAUAAACUUACUGCGAGCCUGUCAGGGCCACCCAAAUAUUGUCAAGCUCCAUGAAGUGUAUCAUGAUGAGGCUCAUACAUACCUUGUCUUGGAGCUGUUACAUGGUGGUGAGCUAUUGGAGAGAAUUAGGAGGCAGGAUCAUUUCACUGAAAGUGAAGCAAGCCAGAUUAUGAGGAAACUCAUCUCAGCUGUUGGCUUCAUGCAUUCUCGUGGAGUUGUACAUCGAGAUCUUAAGCCUGAGAAUCUACUCUUCACUGAUAAUUCAGACCAGGCUGAUAUCAAGAUUGUGGACUUUGGGUUUGCAAGACUGAAGAAGGAGGAAGAGGUUAUGUUCACGCCCUGUUAUACUAUGCAUUAUGCUGCCCCUGAAGUGCUCAGUAAUGGCACUGAUGGUUAUGAUGAGAACUGUGACCUGUGGAGCCUGGGUGUUAUCUUGUAUACUAUGUUGUCUGGCCGCGUCCCAUUUCAUGCCCGGUCAAGAGAUGACAGUGCAGCAGCUGUAAUGUCCAGGAUCAAGGGAGGAGAAUUUAAUUUCAAUGAUGAUGCCUGGACUCAUGUCUCUGCACAAGCCAAGUAUGUGACCAAAGGUCUGCUCACAGUUGACCCCAGGAAGAGACUGCAGAUAAACGAUCUACGUAACAAUGAGUGGUUACAAGGAAAUAAUUUCAGACUCUACCCUGCAACACCACUCGUGACUCCAGACGUCCUUACUUCUGGAUCCUCGGCUCGAUCAGCAGAAAUGGGUGUGAAGCAGACAUUCAGUGCUUUCCUCCAAGCACAUCGAGAAGGUUUCAGGCUACAGGAUGUUAUGAAUGCCAAGUUGGCACAAAGGAGACGCAUGAAGAAAUCUUCAACUGAUGCUCGCAGCUGUUCUACCUCCAGUAGCUUCUCUACAUCCAGUUCUUCAGGUAACUCAUCCAUCCAGACACCAGUGAAGGUGAAUCCUUCAGGAUCAACAACAUCUGUAAGUGGUGGAUUGCUAAAACGUAAACGUGUCAGCAGUUCACAAGAAGAUAGUGGUAAAGUGUUCAACUUUGGGGAAGCUCGUGUACGUGAAUACCUCUGUAGCCUUUCAUCAGAUGACUCUAGCCACUGCUCUAGGUCCCCUGGUGAAGGAUCAAAAAACAUUGCUAGAGAAUCAACUGAGGUUGCACAGCCAGUCAUCUUCUCACCAAAGUGGAAGAAGACUGAAGGACCUGAAGAGAUGAGAAGUGUUCCUUUGUUUGAAGACAUUUCAAGUCAAGGAAGUGUAGAAGUGUUUGAAAAUGUUACUGGAAGAAUCUCUGGUGGCAUCAGUGUUGAGGCAGGGGAAAGGUUUUCUUCAAAUGAUGAUGCAGUAUCUGUGUGCAUUAUCUCAGAGGAACAGCAGAAAGAACAACAGAUUAGUCCCUUAAGAGAAAACACCAAGCGCAUGUCGUGUGAUAGUGACUGUGUAUCAGUAUCGGGUGCAGCGUCUGUGACUGGCGGUCAAUCCAGUGACAGGUUGGAAGGACCAUUAACUCGAUCACGAAAGCGACAAAUGGAUGAUUCAUACAGCUCAAGUUCUGUAGGAAAUGGCAGCUGUAAUGGAGGCAGUAGUGAAGAUGGUAAAGUUGAGAAACGUAGGAAGCACCAUCUGAAGCGACACCAUCGACACCGACAUCAUCGUGGAGGGAAAAGGGUGAAGCGAAUCGCUACUAUUACUGUUGAGUGAACCUUUGUGUGCCACCCAUCAUAACGUUGAAUUCUAUUGACAGCGGACUGAUACCCAUACCUAAGACCUUUAAUAGCAGAAUUGCUAUGUUAGUGCCGUAUUAAUUCUGUGGCAAACAAAGUGUGUGUUGAAAGUAACACAGAAUUUUUUCCAAGAAUCAAAUACAUUAUGCAAUAAUCUAGUAUUGUACAUGAAACUGCAUGUAUUCAUUAAGAUCAAGCAUAUAACUCAUCUUCUGGAACAGUGUGCUUAAUGAAAAUGCAACUGCAAAUUUUCUAUAGCAGAAAUAUUGUAUCUAUUGUUUUAUUCUUCAAUUAAACUGAAUAAUGGACAUGCAUAAUCUGAACACAGUUAAAUGACUCUUAUUAUUAUAAUUUUUUGUUUUUGUGUGAAAGUAAUUUAUGCUCUGUUAUUUUCCACUUAAGAGAUGAUGGUUAUUGCACAUUGCAUGGACAAUCUGAUGUUUAGUUUGCAAGUGUAAGAGCCCAGCAGUAAGGGGAUAUGUGCAACAUAACUACGGUGCUUUACUGAUGUGCCGUUAACGAAAAGAAGUAUUUUUAAAAAUGAGAGAACUCUAUGAUGUGUUAGGUCACUGCACACACAGACACAAAUAUUUUUUUGUACCUGUUUUAGUCUAAUGAGAUGUCAUAAUAUAUAUUUUUUGUAAGAAACUAGUCGAAACGCACAACAGAGAACUCUAUACUGCGGGAGCAGGACUGUUGUAGUAGAGUAAGUGGCUUUUAGUAAAUAAGAAUUUAUUCCAAAGGAUUAUGAGUUUCAGUGACAGCCUUUUUAUUUUUGUUUAUACAUAUGCAGUUUGCAUUUUUUAUUGCAAGGUUCACUGUUUAAAUUGCUUAUUAACAUAUUACAUGAGUCACAGUUUGGAUUACAAGGGCUCUGGUUUGAAAUGUGAUGAAAGGUGAAUGAUUGUAAUGGGAAAUACAAGUGAAGAAUGAAGUUAAACUGUUAGACCUAUUGCCCUGGAAGUUCAACAUUAUAUUGCCACAUAUCUUACAAUCUUAAAAUUUUAUUUCUUAAUUCAUCUGUUUUAAGCAAAGGCAGUUAUUUUUGGGAAGUUUGUGGACAAGAAUUAUUUAAAAACUUUCCAUGCAACUAUUUAAACUUUAAGCAUAUUGUUUCUUGUACUCUUAAGCUAAGUGAUGUCUGCCAAUCAAGUAGAAUUUGAUUGACUAUAUUUUUGUUUCUUUGACUAUAUGUUUGUCAGCUUUGUUAGAACAACAUGGCUCAGGGCAAGGAAUGUUCUAAUCCUAAUGAGACCAUAUUCUGCAGAUAUAGUAGUUAAUUUACAACACUAGAGCAUCAAUGAAUCUUUCCCCAUGGCAAUUAAUGUGUUAGUGGAAGGAAGGUGUAGCGGUGAUUUUUAACACAAAAGAGCAUUUCUUUUUCUCUUAUUAGUUUAAAUUCUGAAGAGGUGCACUUUUACAAAAUAGAUUAUACAACUGACCAUUCUAAUUGAAUCAUUGGAUAUGUAUUUUCUUUCUUAAAACUUGCAAAGAAUAUAUAAAUUUAAAAAAAAAAUUAAAAAAGCAUUUAUUUUGAGUGUCUUGGGUACAUAAGAAUAGCACAGAUAUAUAGAAGUAAGAAAUCAUUUCUCUAAUGGCAUUGAAUAUGUCUGUUUUGUGUUUUAAGUAGAUAUUGACAUCGUCAUCAGAUUGUAUUUACAAAAUGGUUUAUAUUGCAGUAUUAAUAAAUAUUCCUGUGGUUGCAAUUGGACUCCAUCAAUUAUGAGCACAGCCUGUUAAUGAAUUUUUGAAAUGUUUCCAGCAGAGUAAAGUGUUAUGAAAGUGUGACACAUGGAAUUUACAAGAGAGAGCUACAUUAAGUAGCUGCAGCUUUAACUGGGUGGCCUUAUCUGGCUUUAGCCUGGGUGUGCAAAUAAGACAUACCAGUUCAUAGAUCCUUUGUUGUGUGUUUGAAAACAGUCAGAAAAUAGUUGAGAAACAUUUUCAUUCUUGACAUAAAAUCUUGUAACAGAAACUGUUGAAAGUAGUGAAAAUGUGAAGUGAGUCAAUUAUUUUCAAGUGUUGCCUUUAUGGGAAUCAACAAGAGCCAUAAAUAAAGAAAUAUGAAAUUGUAGUAAAGCAAUAUAUUUUUAAAUCUCAUCUCAAUUAAUAUUGCAAUGCGACGGUAAUAGCUCUACCUAUUAUCGGCUGAGGUGACAAAUAAACAGUCCAUGUUAUUGGUUUGCCUUAACAUUUUCAAGUCUAAACUGUGAUUUAAGAUGAAUGAAAGUCACAUUAUAAGAACUAUGUCCUAAUUUAUGGAUAAAUAUUAGUAUUUUAUAAAAACAAUUUUAACUUAAAAAAAUUAAUUGUGUGACUGAAUCAGGAAUGCAUAUAGAAUUGCUUGUGAUUGGUUAGGGUCAUUGCAACCGACUCCUCCCAACUGAAGCAUAACAUGGGCCAAGUUCCCAUCAGUCUAUCACUGGUAUUUAUUUCCAAAAAUAUCAUAAUAUAAUGUAAUAUAAUAUAUUCAUCAAAGUUUGACCUUAAAAUGUUAUGUAUAUAAGAUAGAUGUUGGGAUUUAAAUAAAAUGUUAUAUAUAUAAUUCA
Messenger RNA from Zootermopsis nevadensis, 6365 nucleotides. NCBI's taxonomy places the organism in Eukaryota, Metazoa, Arthropoda, Insecta, Blattodea, Termopsidae. The record is from RefSeq and is a predicted model, not a curated record.